Molecule: messenger RNA, 1023 nt
Organism: Fonsecaea erecta
Lineage: Eukaryota; Fungi; Ascomycota; Eurotiomycetes; Chaetothyriales; Herpotrichiellaceae
Exons: 5
Coding region: 1-1023 (340 amino acids)
Molecular function (GO): oxidoreductase activity, acting on the CH-OH group of donors, NAD or NADP as acceptor
Source: RefSeq, a predicted model, not a curated record
AUGGCGCCAGAGCACCGCCGCAUCCCGAGAGGGGGAUGGGUCCUCGUGACCGGUGCAAAUGGAUACAUUGCAUCGCACAUUAUCGAUGUCCUCCUCGAAGAAGGCUACAAUGUGCGCGGCACCGUGCGCAGCGAGAAACCCUGGCUCAAUAAAUUCUUCGAGGACCGCUACGGGACGGGCAGGUUCGAGACAGCCAUUGUCACGGCACUGAAUGCCCCUGGGGCGUUCGACGAGGUUGUCCGGGGCGUUUCGGGUGUGGUCCAUGUGGCGACGGACGUCUCUUUCAGCUCCGACCCGGACGCCGUGAUUCCCGGCGUCAUUGCCAGCACCGUAAAUCUCCUCAGGGCGGCGGCGGCGGAGCAGUCGGUCAAGAGCUUCGUGCUGACGUCCUCGUCCACCGCAGCGCUGGUCCCCGAGCCAAACAAGCGAAUGACCGUCGACGAAAACACCUGGAAUGGCUCGAUCGUCGACGCCGCGUACAGCAAAGACGCCCCCGCCGAGGCCAAGCCGUACCUGGUCUACGGCGCCUCGAAGAUGCUCCAGGAGCGUGAGUUCUGGAAGUGGGCGGAAGAGAACAAGCCGGGCUUCGCGGUCAACAGUGUGUUGCCGAACAUGAACCUCGGCCGGAUCUUGUUGCCCGAAGGCUUCGGGAGCACCAUGGGCUGGGUUCGUAGUCUUUUGGAAGGCAAUGAGCGUAUCCUCGGCACGCUGCCGCCGCAAUGGUAUGUCGACGUCCGAGACGAUGCUCGCGUCCAUGUUGCUGCGCUGCUUGACCCGGAAGUCCAGAACGAACGACUUUUUGCGUUUGCCGGCCCUUACAACUGGACCGAUAUCAUCAAUAUUUUGAACAAGCUGCGGCCGGAAAACAAUAAGAUCCCCAAAGCUCCGCCGAACGAAGGUCGCGACCUGACGGAUAUCAAGGGGAGCAAGAGGGCGGAAGACCUCAUCAAGUCGUUCUUCGGCGUUCCUGGCUGGACGAGCCUGGAGGAUAGUAUUGCUGCGGGCAUCGCGGACUUGAAGUAA